AUGUUGACUCUGAGAAAAAGAACUGCUGAGAAGUGUGGGAAGAUUAGAGCUGCUGGGUUCCACUUAGCCGAGAUUUGGGAGUGUGAGCUAGCGAGAGAUAGAGAUUUUGAAAAGUUUUACAAGACAAGGGAUCGCGAGAUAGUCGGCCCUCUCAAUCCGAGAGACGCAUUCUUUGGUGGACGCACAAAUGUAACGAAACUGACCUAUGAUUUCAAAGAGGGUGAGAAAGGGAAGACGUGUGCUGAGGAGAAGACUCUGAGGUGUAAACAUUCAAAACCAAAACGUGAGCAGCAUCUCUGCAGUGUGUGCGCUGAGAAGAGAGGGCAGAAGUGUAAUCAUUCAGAUGGUGAACGAUCGUUUGUUGGGACAUGGUGCACAGAUGAACUGAAUUUAGUUAUUGAGAAAGGCUACGAGAUAAAGAAGAUCUUUGAAGUGUGGGACUUCAAAGAGAGAAGCGACGACCUUUUCAAAGGUUAUGUCCGGAAAUUUAUGAAGAUCAAGAUGGAAUCAAGCAAGCUAGAGACAGGUGAAGGUUUUACGUAUAAGAGUGUUGACGAGCACAAGUCAAUCGUUAAAUCGAAGCUUGGGAUCGAUUUUACCAAGAUCGAGUUCAAUGCUGGAAAGAGAGCGAUUGCGAAGAUGUGUCUGAACAGUCUGUGGGGGAAGUUUGGGCAGCGAAAUAAUAUGAAGGAGACUGUGUAUGCCACUGAGCCUGCAGAAUUCUACAGAAUUCUACUCGAUGAUAGUAUCAAUGAUCUGAACAUUCAGUUUAUAAAUGGGGAAAUGGUCGAGAUGAGUUACAACUUGAAAGAUCAGUUCGUCGACAAUAGUGGAGAUACAAACAUCUUUGUUGCGGCGUUUACGACAAGCCAUGCAAGGAUGAUGAUGCAUAGAGAAUUUUUAGAACCCCUUAGAGAGCAGGUUCUCGGUUUUGAUACUGACAGCGUAUGGCAUGUCGAAAAAGAUGGUGAGCAGAAGAUCAAAACGGGGGAUAGUCUUGGUGAUGCGACUGAUGAGUUAGAUGGAUCUCACAAAGCAAAUUGGUGCGAAUCCGGCCCAAAGUCAUACAGCUACACAACAAGUGAUGGUAAAAUGGUGUGUAAAGUUAAGGGCUUCACACUUAAUCAUGAGAACAGCCAAUACAUCAAUGAAAAGACUUUGAAGCAGGUCAUUGAAGGACAAAAACGCCGAAUUACUAUUGUAAAUGAACAAGCGAUAACUCGCGAUCCGGCAACGAAACGGAUAGUCAACCGAUACCAAGAGAAAGACUUCGAACUGUGCUAUGAUAAGCGGGAAAUGGUGAAGACCAAAUCCGGGAUAGACACGUUUCCUUAUGGGUUUUGA
Stylophora pistillata is the source of this 1344-nucleotide messenger RNA. RefSeq lists its product as uncharacterized. NCBI's taxonomy places the organism in Eukaryota, Metazoa, Cnidaria, Anthozoa, Scleractinia, Pocilloporidae. The record is from RefSeq and is a predicted model, not a curated record.